AUGAGCUAUUACUUUGUAUCUUCAGCGAUCGCUUUCAGAGACGAAGCCGACUUAUGGUGCGACGCCCCUACAAUUCGAGGCGUAAUCGUCUACUCGGUUGUGACUCCCGUUUUGUGCUGCUUCGGCCUCAUAACCAACACCUUGUCUUUGGCGGUGCUCAGACGCAAAAAUUGGACCGGUUCGGUUUAUAUUUAUUUAGCAGCUUGUGUGGAUUUGGGCACUUCGUUGGUGCUGAUGUUGGGUGGGAUUUCGUACAAGUGGGGCCCCAUUAUUGGUUUACCGUUGAGCGGCAGUUUGAACACUUUGGGCAUUUUGGCCAUUGUCGCUUUGACUGUGGACAGAGCGGUGUAUUUAUGGGACCCCUUGCGCUGCGCGGUGCCCCGUUUUUGUACCCCGCGCAUCGCUAAAAGGCUUAUGUUGGCCAGUUGCCCUAUUGCCCUCAUAUUUAAUUUGCCUUAUUGUUUUAUUUUCGAGUGGCGAGACAAUGGGAGCCUUACAACUACAGCUUUUUUUAAUUCAAAAUUUUACAAUAUUUUUAAUUGGUUCACUUUGUUUGCCUUUGCCGUACUUCCAGCGAUUAUUCUAUCUCUGGGCAAUGGAAUUUUAAUAAAAUCAUUAAAAAUGGCGACGAAAAUCAACCAAAAAUGCCCCAUUAAAAACCACAAAAGACGUAACCACACGCGUCUCACAAUAAUGCUGAUAACGAUGAUAGUGUUUUUCCUGAUAACGAACGUGCCGGAAAACUUGGCGGCGCGCUCCGCGGCGGUCAAUUUGCUGUUCAGCGGCGACCGCAACAAGGCCGGCGUCGCGACGCUGGAAACUUUGCGGCAAAUCGCCACCGUUUUGGGCGCAGUGGACGUUAACACGAAUUUCGUCUUUUACUACGUUUUUUGUCCGGAAUUUUCUAGAGUUUUAGGGCGCAUUUGUAGCCGCAAAAGAGGCGAUAAUUUACAGGUGAACGUCUUUGUUUUAAACGCAAUCCAGGUGCAGGAGAUGUCUGGAAAAUGCCCUAAUUAA
This is a messenger RNA of Ceutorhynchus assimilis (cabbage seed weevil), 1017 nucleotides long. The record is from the annotation of a GenBank genome assembly. NCBI's taxonomy places the organism in Eukaryota, Metazoa, Arthropoda, Insecta, Coleoptera, Curculionidae.